This is a messenger RNA of Caenorhabditis sp. 36 PRJEB53466, 5751 nucleotides long. NCBI's taxonomy places the organism in Eukaryota, Metazoa, Nematoda, Chromadorea, Rhabditida, Rhabditidae. The record is from the annotation of a GenBank genome assembly.
AUGUCUCUGACCUCCACACCGUUUAGUACUGAUGAUGAGCGUUACAGCGGAUAUACUAACUCAGCGGUGAGUGUGCUGCGUCCUGUUUAUUGUAUUUAUAUAAAAUAUCAGAUUGUACUACAAAAAAGGUAAAAUUCCAGACCUCCCCCAAACAGUUAGUUCAAGAAGUAUCACUAUCUUACUCUUCUCCAUAUACUUCCACCGUGAAACGAUCCAGACAUUAUGAUCUUCCACCAAGUCAUUCACCGUAUUUGCUUGAAUCAGAAUACGACAAGAAUGGUUCGUGCCUCAGAAACUCUUUUUGUAGAAAUUGGUUAAACAAUGAGUAAUAUAGAAACACCUCCGCACUGGAGUUAGCCAAAUAUAGAAGUGCCUCUUGUGAGAAAGAGAGCCAGUUUUUAUUUCUUUUUUCUCAGACUCCCACUUCAGUCCUUUAACUUUCAACACUUUUAGAAGAGCUUCAUUCACACACUUGUAGCUACGAUUCACGUUUGUCCCAAGGUGUCGGUUCUGCCGCUAACAAAUUUUAUUCAGUGGAGCGACUUUUGAAUUCUGGAAAAAUUGAGACAGAGUUUCCAGGUAAGUCCCAGUUUUCAGAGAAGGUGGUAGAUGCAAAAACGUUUUUAGCAAAAGUUUCGCCUACUGAAUCGGUUCCCUAUUUCUCUGCUCAGUCCGCAAUCAAAGCAGGAAGAAUCACUCCCGUUACCACUCCGAGAGCUACUCCGACAUUCGAUCAAGCUUCGACCGUUCGCCUUAAUAGUGCUCUUUCCCAAAAUACCAUUGUUUCCGAAAGCACCACAUUUGAAGAAUUGACAACUAUAACUACUUCCAAGUCAGUUUUAUUUGCAAAAACGAGUGAAAGAAUGUGAAAUCCUAUCUGCCUUUCCUCCCAAAUCCCAAUUAGUAAAGGAGAUAAUGGUAGUAGCGGUGAAAACCGAUUAUAUCUCUAACUAAAGUCUGCAUGUCUUGUUUGUUUUGGCCUAGAUUCUGGCACCAGUUUCCCAUUUUCACCAUCGCAUGGUUUUUUUGUUGAUUUUUCAACCAAACGUUUUUCAGUAGCCGCACAACUAGAAAAAAAGAAAUCAAGACAGAAGAAAUGCCAACGGUGAACGCCCUUACCAAACAAUUUGAGGCCACCACUCAACAGGAGAGAGUUGUACCGUUGCGCCCAAGAAACCAAUCCAGUACACACCAAAACCAGCGGGAGAAAUCAAAAUCACGCGUGAUUGUGAUUGACAAAACAGAAAGUAUGUACUUACUAGUUAUUCGUGUCUAGAUAUUACAAAACGGUUGUCAAUAACAAUAAAAAACCAAGCAAGUUCAGAGUAUUCAAACUCGACCCAGCCAGCGGUUGUUUACUCCCCGGGAGGUAUUUUGACGACCACUAUUGUUGACAUUGAACCCGCGCGUUUCGGAAGGCACACAGAGGAAUACAAAGUACUGAAUUUAACUCGUCUGUUUUUCAAACUUUUUUUCAAUUCCAGCUUCAAGAAGAAUAUAUCGUUAAACGCUAUGACAGAAAUUCUCCAAAUUCACGAGAUUAUAAUAACUCUAGAGAAGUUCGUGCUUAUGCAGAAGAAGACAGGGAGCGACAAGAUUAUGUAAGCAGCAAAAACACUUGAAAAAUAAUAUAUUUUGUAGUAUCGCAAGAAUUACACAAGAAAUGGGAACUCGCCAGAUAAUCGCGAGAAUAUCGAAUCACCAAUUGACACAUCUCCAAUCGAUGUAGUUCGAAAUGUUAUCGACCAGUUCGAAACAAAGAUUGGAGGUUUCUUUAAAGUUUUUAUUUUCAAAAUGUUUCUUUUUUCAGGAACCACUCGUUCCUAUUCUAGUGAACAACACCGGUCCAUUUCAAGAAUUGACAUGAACGAUAACAAAUCGAACUUGCAAGAGGUUUUUUCUCGUUCUCAAUUUCAAGUUAAAAGAUCUUUCACAGAAAAUAAUUGUUCAUCAAAAGAACGAAUCAGAACCUGGCAAGCAUGUGGAACGAAUUAUCCCAAUAUCUUCUUUUCCUGCGACUCAAUCUGGACUUGUACAAAAUUAUGAAGAAAUCAAGACUGUUAUUAUGAAACACACGCCGUCUGAACCGCUUCCUGUUACUCCACUCCCUAUCCCCAACACCCAAGAAGAGUAUGUUCCGGAAGAAACUAUUGCCUCACCGCCGCCCGUUGCAACGCCUUCUCCGACGCUAGAUAUUGCAGAAGAAAUUUUGAAAACCGACGUCAUUCUCCAGGUUCUUACAACCAAGCCAACUGUGGUUGAGCACUCUCGCUCGACAAUGACACAAGCGUCGAAGGGCACUGAUAAGCACCCAAAAAAAGUGGAGUACGUCAUCAGCGAAAAUAUGGAAAGACAUCAUGAUCUCGUAACCGAGGAAAGUAGUCCAGCUACGGAAAAUCAAACUGAACAUGAAGUUACCGCCAGAACAAGAGACGAUGAUUAUCUGCAGAACUUCUUUGAUAGAGACUAUCAGAUUAAAACUUAUGAAGAGUUGUUAACUACCACAAGAAGAAGAGCUAGAUCUCAGCAGCCUGAAAGAGUUUGAAUCUUGUUCAAAAUUUUAAAGAAAAUCAAAGUUUUAGCAAUCGCCAGCUUCAUACUCUUCAAUGUCGGAUAGAUCAAGAACUAUCGAUAGAUGUUACGGCCGAAAUGCGUUUGGAAGUGGUCUAUCAAGAACGUAUUCCGAAGGUUUGCUCACUUUCUUCGAAAUGACUUCACAAGUAAUUCGUUUCCUUUUCUCAACUAUUUCGAGUUAAUUCAUUUGCCGUGCCGCGUAGCAUUUCAUUCCGAUUGUUAACUGAUAAGCGUGUUAAACCGGGAAAAAACUAUGGAGCCAACUGAUUAUCAAUGGCAUUUGAGGGCGGAGUUUGGCGGUUGGUUCAAAAUGCGUAUAAAAUAGAUAAUCAGCUCUGACUUUUCACUCUUUUGUCAUCGUUAGCAAGAGAAAUGUCGACAUACAGUGCGCAAACGCUUCACUACAACACCUAUUCUUCUGCUUCUCAAGGUCGUGGACUUGCUAGCGGAGCCUAUGUCACCGGAGGGCUCAUCAGCGGAAAUCUGGUCAGCGGCAUGUCGUCGGCCGGAGCUAUCUGCACUUCGCAUAUCCGCGACGCUCGUGAGCGCGAAAAGAGAGAGAUUGGUCUGCUGAACGACCGUCUUGCCGACUACAUUGAGAAAGUACGUUUUAUCAAUUUUUUGAAUACACUUGUAGAUAAAAGGUUUAGGUUCGUUUCCUGGAAGCUCAAAACCAAUGUCUGAGCCAUGACAUUGACAUUCUACGCAAAGGAUUUAGCGGCGGUGGUCACGUUUCAGCUCUUUUUGACUCGGAAAUCAGCGUAAGUUUUUCUCUCUGUUUUCUUUGAUCACGACAAUUUCUUAUCAGUUGCUUGCUCAUUAACCGUCUUUUAUGAUUUCCUUCAAUAAAAUUUUUUCCAGCAAGCCAAACGAAUUCUUGAGCAAACCAUCGCCUCCCGUGCUACAUUCGAAAGAGAUAUUGCUGGACUUUCCGCUGAUAUUGACGUCUUUAGAAAGAAGUGGCUUGAUGCCAUUUCUGCCGUAAAGGCACAUCGCGAGGAUCAUGACGUGGACUUGGACAGACUUGCCAAACUCGAAGCUGAGAUUUCGCUCUUCAAAAGAAAAAUUCGUAUUGUUGAGGAAGACGUCAUCAGAAUUCGCCGCGAAAACGACGGAAUUGCCAACGAAAUCGCCAGAAUUCGCCAACUAACCUUCACAGAGGUUGCUUUGAAAAACGAGCGCAGUUUGAAUGUCCAAGACCUUCUCCAACGCAUCAAGCUUCUUCAAACCGAGAACUCAUCCAGAAUCGAGCAAGAACUAGUUUUCAUCCGCCGUGACACCACUGCCGAGAAUCGUGACUACUUUAGACAUGAGCUCCAGGCUGCUAUCCGUGACAUUCGUGCUAACUAUGAAGAGGUAAACCUAGUGGAUGCUGAACAUUUUUCUUAUUUUUAUUUAUUUAGAUCAGUCUCCGCAAUCGUAACGACAUCGAAGUCUGGUACCGCGAACAGAUCAGAAAAAUUCAAUCCGACGCCGGACGCGUCAACGUAGACUUGUACAGAGAGGAACUCGCUACCAUUCGGUCCACCGUAUUGAACGUCAAGAGCAGACUGGCGGAAGUUGAAAGCAGAGUGAGAAUUCGUAGAUGCGAAAGUAAGCAUCUUUCAACUAAUGUUUCAGAACUUCUUCCUUGAGAAGCAUAUUGCCGACCUUCGACAGUCAGAAGAGGCCAAGUUCUUUGAGAUAAGCUUGGCAGAGAAGGACGCUCAAAUAGCUAGACUUCGGGAUCAAUGCACAGAGCUCAGCAUUCAAAUGGAGAAGCUUUGCGACAAUGAAAUUGUGAGCACAUUGAAAAGUGUAGUAUUUAAUUCAUAUCUCUAAAUUCCAGUCCCUCCGAGCAGAGAUUGAAAGAUACCGAGUGCUACUGAAUGGAGCGAAUGUGACAACAUACGUUUCCAACACCUCAGUCCCUGCUGGUCACUACUCCAGUUCUACCAGAGUCGUCUCCCAAACCACAAGAACUCAUAGCAGUAGCAACACAAGUUACACCGGUGUCCCUGCCUCCCGAAGCGGUGGAAUCACAAUUGGUGGUAACAUCGGAGGAAUCUCGGUUGGGGGAACCAUCGGAGCAACCAGUGCUACUGCCCAUGCGACCACCGGCGCCGCAGGAAGCGGUACGUACCAGCAACGCUACACCUACACCCCGCCAAACCAAUAAAAAAGAAAGUGAUGCUUCCUUUCUUUUUCGUCACUUCCUGCUUUCUUUUUUAAUUGUUGCCUUCGUAUCCAAUCCCGUGUCUUACUUUCGUUCUUGAGCAGAUCUUGAUUAGUUAGCAGAUAUCUGUCAUAAGUCUCCUCGUGUGUGUAUUGUUUUGCUUUGCGCUAGCCUCGAUAUCUGCUAAAGUGUUGUUUCAUACAAUACCAUUAACUGUUCACGGUUUUUUAUUCACUAAAUAACCGUGAAUGGUGAUAGCAGAUAUACUUUUACAGCUCUACACAAUACACUCUAAAAGACUUUUCCGCUUGCAAUGUAUGUCAUCUAUAGCGUUCAUUUCUGCUCUCUUAUUUUCUUAAUCCGCUCAUAUGAUUGAUUGUAAUCAUUCUUUUUACAUUAAUAAACGCUGCUAAUCAAGAUCCGCACAGCAAAAGAGAAAAACCGACACGGAUAUUGUUGACGUAACAAUUUUUAAUCAAUCUUUUUCAGUGCCACGUCCGGAAAGAAUUCACGAUGAAACUGGCACCGAUUAUUCUGGACGUAACUUCCAUCGCUGGUACCUCGGAACUAUUUCUGUUAAUGUAAAGCAAAAAAAGUCAUUUCCAAAAAAUGCACGUUGCGAGUUUUUCAGCAAGUCACUCCAGAUUUCAUUGAACUGAAAAAUAUCUGCAAGAUUCGGAAAGUCGAUGUCGGUGGAUUCAGAGUUGAGCAAACACGUGGUGGAAGUGUGUUGGGAUCCACUACUAUCAAUGUCCCUCUUAUUCUUGAACCGCAAGAAAUUCUGAGAGUAAGGCGCCUGAUUUUUAAGUAGUAUACGCAGUUUUUUGCAAUUCCAGAUCAAUUCCAGUCCCGGAAAGCAUAUUGGACAGUUCUUCAUGGACGUUGAACAAUUUGACAUUUCGACCUCGGCGCGCACAUCUCUCUACAAUUACAGCGAGCCUGAUCAGGUAUUGGUAUAAAAUAUUUCGAGUUAAUAUUUUUUUUAUUUUUAGGAACGCGGAUGGUUCGUUUUUCUUAACUAG